GCUCUAACUCUCACGCACACCUCCAGUUCUCCACCCGAAGCAACAAAGAUAAUCUUCUUCCAACAACAGCAAAGUUAAACCCUAGCACAAAAAAAAAAAAAAAAAAAAAAAAAGAAAAAAGAAAAAAAAACCAUGGCUCAAACCAUGCUUCUCAUGUCUAGUAGUGUGUCUUCAGGCCAUGUUGUGGACUUGAAGUCCUCAGACCCUUUACUCCAAGUACAAGCUCAAAGACUUAGGCCUAAGUCUUUCUCUCAACUUGUUUUCAGAGCCCUCCCUUCAUCCUCUUCAGCCUCGUCGUCGUCUACAAGGAUUUCGACCGUUGUCGCUCUCUUCAAAUCGAAAACUAAAGCUCCUGCCAAGAAGGCACCACCGCCGAAGCCCAAGGUUGAAGACGGUAUCUUUGGAACCUCUGGGGGCAUUGGUUUCACCAAGCAAAAUGAGCUCUUUGUUGGUCGGGUUGCCAUGAUUGGCUUUGCUGCAUCAUUGUUGGGAGAAGCAAUUACAGGGAAAGGGAUUCUUUCCCAAUUGAAUUUGGAAACUGGAAUUCCCAUCUAUGAAGCUGAACCCCUUCUUCUCUUCUUCAUCCUUUUCACCCUGCUUGGAGCCAUUGGAGCUCUAGGUGACCGUGGUAGAUUCGUCGAUGACCCGCCCGCUGGAAUUGAAGGGGCAGUGAUCCCUCCAGGCAAAGGAUUGAAAUCAGCCCUGGGACUCAAGGAAGGAGGUCCUCUAUUUGGAUUCACAAAGGCAAAUGAGCUAUUUGUGGGAAGAUUGGCACAGUUGGGAUUUGCAUUCUCCCUAAUAGGAGAAAUCAUUACAGGGAAGGGAGCUCUAGCCCAGUUAAACAUUGAGACUGGAGUCCCCAUCAGCGAAAUCGAACCCCUUGUGUUGCUCAACGUUGUCUUCUUCUUCAUCGCUGCGGUGAAUCCCGGAACUGGUAAAUUCAUCACAGAUGUGGAUGAAGAAGACUAGAGAGAGAUAAAUACUACAUUGAUGCUCACAUCGAACUUGUUUGAAUCAUGUAUGAGAAAAUACUUCUUCCUCUAAAUUUUAUUUUAUGUCAUCGAUCUUUUUUAUUUUCCCUUGGUCAUGUUGACCUUAAAUUAAGUUACUGUAUUUUGCACUA
Messenger RNA from Malus domestica (apple), 1123 nucleotides. Its product is annotated as photosystem II 22 kDa protein, chloroplastic. NCBI's taxonomy places the organism in Eukaryota, Viridiplantae, Streptophyta, Magnoliopsida, Rosales, Rosaceae. The record is from RefSeq and is a predicted model, not a curated record.